AACUACUACCGUCGUCACUCACCGAUAAACCGAUUUCGUUAAACUGUCUAGAUAUAUACAGAGAAGAGAUCUUAAUAAAUAAUACUAGCUCUGUAAUGGCGUCCAAGGUCGGCUUGGCCGGCGGCAUACCUGAGCGUCGAGUUCGGCCUAUAUGGGACUCUAUCGAUUCUCGCCAAUUCAAGAAUGCUUUGAAGCUAUCUGCUUCUCUACUAUCCAAAUAUCCAAAUUCCCCCUACGCCAUUGCUCUUAAGGCUCUUGUUUUGGAGAGGAUGGGCAAAAAUGAGGAAGCGUUAUCAGUAUGCCUAAAUGCGAAGAAACUGUUACAUGCAACCGACUCUGUAUUAAUUGAUGAUCUGACUCUCAACACAUUGCAGAUUGUAUUUCAACGGCUUGAUCAUUUGGACUUGGCUACGGGCUGUUAUGAGCAUGCUUGUACGAAGUACCCAAAUAAUCCGGAAUUGAUGAUGGGACUUUUCAACUGUUAUGUCCGGGAAUACUCUUUCGUGAAACAACAACAGAUUGCUAUUAAAAUGUACAAGAUUGGGGGUGAAGAAAUGUUCUUGCUAUGGGCAGUUUGCAGCAUUCAGUUACAGGUCUUAUGUGGCAAGGGGGAAGAUAAAUUGUUGCUUUUGGCUGAAGGCUUACUUAAAAAGCAUAUUAAUUCUCAUAGUUUACAUGAGCCAGAAGCUCUGAUUGUAUACAUCUCUCUCUUGGAGCAACAAUCUAAAUUCAAGGAUGCUUUGGAAGUUCUUUCUGGGAACUUAGGAUCACUUAUUAUGAUUGAAGUUGAUAGGUUGCGUGUAAAGGGUAGGCUUCUUGCUCGAGCUGGGGAUUAUGCUGCCGCAGCGGAUGUAUUUCAGAAGGUCCUUGAGUUAUGCCCUGAUGACUGGGAGUGUUUCCUGCAUUACCUAGGAUGUUUGCUGGAGGAUGGAAGUUGCUGGCCCAAUACCCUUGACAGUGAUUUGAGUUAUCCCAGAAAGUAUUUGGAUAGCAACUUUUCACAUUUGACGGAAGAAAUAUUUGAUUCACGUAUAUCAAAUGCAUCAGUCUUUGUGCAAAAGUUACUUGAAGAAUCAAAAGAAGGUUAUAUAAGAGGUCCCCACUUGGCACUUAUUGAGAUUGAAAGGAGGAAGGCAUUGUUUGGAAAAGGAAAUGAUGACAAAUUAAUUGAGGCUGUAAUGAGAUAUUUCUCCAGGUUUGGACACUUGGCCAGCUUUACUUCUGAUGUGGAGCCAUUUGUCCAAAUCUUGUCCCCUGGCAAGAAGGCAGAAUUCACAAAGAAGUUGACAGAGAAUAUGGAGCCUACAAUUGCUACAGCAAAAGAGUUGCUUGGGAAAUCAAUCACAGUUUUCAAGAUACAAGAACUUGUUGGCACUUACUUUAAUCUCCCAACAGAUGAUCUUGUGCGUCUUGCUUCACAAAUGGUGGAUUUGUACUAUAAGAACCUUCCGCUUUCCAAGGACUUGGAUCCACAAGACAACGUGCUUGGUGAAGAGCUGCUAUCUUUGGUCUCUAAUAUUUUGGUUCAGUUGUUUUGGCGCACAAAGCAACUUGGCUAUCUGGUGGAGGCAAUUAUGAUAUUAGAGUUUGGUUUAACUGUUCGCAGGUAUGUAGGGCAAUACAAAAUUAUGUUGUUGCAUCUUUAUUCUCACUGGGGUGCCUUACCAUUAGCUUAUCAAUGGUACAAGUCUUUGGACGUGAAGAAUAUCUUGCUAGAAACAGUUUCUCACCACAUUUUGCCGCAGAUGUUGUUUUCUCCUCUCUGGAUAGAUCUAAACGAUCUUUUGAGCAAUUAUCUGAAAUUCAUGGAUGACCAUUUCAGAGAAUCUGCAGACCUUACAUUUCUUGCAUAUCGCCAUCGGAAUUAUUCCAAAGUUAUUGAAUUCAUUCAGUUCAAAGAAAAGCUGCAAUGCUCCAGUCAGUAUUUAGUUGCGAAGAUUGAAGCCCCUAUUCUUCAGCUAAAACAACAUUCAGAUAAUUUUGAAGAAGAGGAGCAUAUACUGGAAAACAUGAAAUGUGGCAGUGAAUUUAUUGAACUUUCAAAUAAGAUGGGAAGCAAAACUUUGACCUUCAACGAGGAUCUGCAGUCACGACCCUGGUGGACCCCAACAUGCGACAAAAAUUAUCUUCUAGAACCAUAUCAAGGAGUAUCCUACUGCCCAAAGGAAAAUUUGGACCGACAGAUUAGGCAAACACAAGUACACACGCAAAAAUCCAUUGAGAAGAGAUCUCUACUUCCAAGGAUGAUUUAUCUGUCUAUUCGAUGUGCAUCAUCAUCAUCAUCAUCAUCUGUUAAAGAGAAUGUAGAAGCAAAUGGCUCCGUUCCUGAUACUAGAAUCCCAUUAGAGUUGAAGGCUUUACUUGAGCGUUACACAGAGUUCUUAGGGUUUCCUUUUCAGGAUGCUGUUGAACUUCUUGUUGAAAUUUCAAGUGGCGAGAAGUCUUUGGAGGCUAUAAGGCCAGACCUGAUUGACUGGGUUAACUUUGCUGUAUUCUUGAAUGCCUGGAAUUUAAGUGCAAAUGAGCUGAAGCAAAAUAUUUGGAACAUGGUUAAGUCUCUGAUAGAGAGGUAUAUCCUUGAGGAAAUCGAAUCGAUAGGAUCUGUGGUUUCAUCUCCCGGAUCUAAUCUUCCUACUGUUAUACAGUUGGUUAGUGAAUCAUUCUCUUGGCAUAGUCUAAUAAUACAGGCCUAUGUCCGCUCUUCUCUAAUUCCAUCUGGAAAAAAGAAGAAGAAAGGGCCGCCGCCGCCUUCAGAACAACAAUUAGUGACUAGCCCUAAUUGUUCUGAGGGAAUUAGAGAUUCAAUUGAGUCAUUGUCCAGGUUGAUUGAAAAGGUUAGCCAAUGGCUGAAGGAAAAUAUUAGUAACCUUGACGAGAAAAGCUUGGAAGUAGUACUUUCUUCUAUUCAGACAAAGGAUCAGAGCGGAGGAGGACCUGGGAAGGUUUUGGAAGUUCUAGAAACUUCCAUAUCGUUGAUGAGUGAAGUAGAACUCGGCGUUCAAAUUUCUCAGGCAGUUAAGUCGUGGAGUCGUGUUGAGGUUGCAAGAAGAAUGGUGAAGGGUCACCAUACGGUUCUAUUGGAGUUUCUUCGGAUCUGUGAAUCAAAAGUUAAAUCACUGCGAGCAUUGAAAUCGCACCUAUAAUAAAUGAAGAAGAAGAGCAUGUUUCUUUGGAGGAGCUUGAUCCUAAGAUUUGUACUAUUUGAGAUGAGUCCGUUCUUUUGUUUUCAAUGCUUAUUCAUUAUCUAUAUCACAAACAUUGAUAUUUUUUUGGCCCCAUCCAUGUCUGUUUUGAAAAUUUUGCCACUUUAUUUUUUUCCGUUGAAACACGGUAAUGUAUUGUCUUGUUGAUUGUACGAUAAAUAAUGUCCUUUUAAAUAUAUUUGAGUGAUUCUUCUA
This is a messenger RNA of Impatiens glandulifera, 3398 nucleotides long. Its product is annotated as N-terminal acetyltransferase B complex auxiliary subunit NAA25-like. The transcript has 19 exons. The record is from RefSeq and is a predicted model, not a curated record. Gene Ontology annotation, biological process: N-terminal peptidyl-methionine acetylation. Gene Ontology annotation, molecular function: protein binding; protein-N-terminal amino-acid acetyltransferase activity. NCBI's taxonomy places the organism in Eukaryota, Viridiplantae, Streptophyta, Magnoliopsida, Ericales, Balsaminaceae. Gene Ontology annotation, cellular component: NatB complex; cytoplasm. Bases 96 to 3143 code for a protein of 1015 amino acids.